GUAUCCUGAAAUUGUACUUGGGUAUUUAUGUCUUCAUGACUAGACAGGCCAUUGUGUUUACAAUGGGUGGCAUGGAACUCCUUAGUGCCUGCUGGACAUUUCUGGAUGUGGAAUUUCUGAAUUUUUCUGCAGAAAAUCAUGCAGAGGAGGAGAACAAAGAAGAAAAAGCAUCAAUGGACCCCAGCCUGAGCACAGAGCUACAGGAAAAAGAGAGUGUGAAUGAAGCCCUGAAGGGGUCAGUGGAUGAAGGCCCUGUGACUUCUUCCAGUCACCAGUACCCGUCUGGUUCUCACGAGCCUCCCAGCACCAAUGUCUUCUUGUCUGAGGAGCACGAAGACUUCUCUGCUCUGGUUGCAGCUACUGAGUACUCCCAUCAACAGGAGAAGAAAGCUCCAACAGGUCUCCCAGAAACUCAAAAAGAUCAGAAGGAUGAGGAAAGAGAUGAGCCAACAGCCCCCAGGUAACUGAUAAUCCUGGUUGUGAAAGCAAUGGUGACAUCUGAAGAUCUCAAAUCCAGGGAAAAUUAGAAAGUACCAGUAGACCUAUUUCAUCCCAUCAGACUACCACGAAUUACCCCUUUUAAGAAUGCUGUCUGUUUUCUUGAGACUUGUCCUGUUAGUUUCCACUUGGUAUUAAUUUCUCAAGUUUAGGAACCUAGAGUCAGCUUGACACAAGGGAAACUAACCAAUCUUAGAGAUUUCCUGCACUCAGGGAGACCACGUGUCCUCUCUCAUUUGGGGAAAACUAAGAUAAGAUACAUAACUUCAGUCUGCACAUUUGGCCUGUUUAAUGGUGAGGAUUUCAUAGCGUGACAUAUAGCUAGACAAAAAUGUGUAUGUGAUAUUACAGUAUUGAGAGAAACAGGCCUAGAAGGCACAAAAUGUCUGGGAGCCCACAAUGCCCCAGGAGCCUUUACUCACUGGGCCUCUGUAAGAAAAGUGGAACAGAAGUUAUGCUUUGGAGUUGUAGGAACUCCUGUGGUUCUCGUUGUGUGCUCUGUGUCAUGACUGUGGCAUAGAGGAGAGCUGAGUCUCCUUCCUCAUUAACUUGUUAUCUGGACAGGGCAGUGAGCACCUGCUGCCCUCCCUCCCCUGACCACGGCAGCCUCACUUAGUUGCAGUCAUAGAAGGACUGUUAUAUUCUUCCUAUUUCAAGGGAUGCCCUCUUUACCUUCUGUGACCUCUCCCUUAGUCUUCCAAUCAAAGCCAGUUGGGAAGUUGCAGUGUCCAGUCUUUCCUUGUUUAAUAUUCUGUUAUGUUUGUGCCUCUGGGCUCGGUAGGGAGCUCCAGGAGGAGGAGGAAAUGAAUGAUACGUGUCAGGAUUCUUUGGAUGAACAGUAUUUGACUCUUUCCAGUCACCAUGACUUGUCUGACUCCUGCCACCCUCCAGACAGUCCCACCAUCCCAUCUGAUGAGCAUGAAAUCUGCUCUUGGCUGGAGCGAGCCCAAAAUCAUGAAGACGAGGAGUAUGUAGAAGAGAGAGAACCACUGUCCAAAAUUAACGAUCAGGGGAGGGUAAAGGACAGGGAGUUUGAUUUUCUAAUUCGAGUUCAGGCACGAGAGCUGACCCAGUUACGCCUACAGACACGGGAAGGAAGAGAGCUAUCCGUCCUGCUUAAUCAGAACCUCAAGGACCUCCUGGGCCGCAGUGACCUUAACAACCUCUGGGGGCAGGCCUUCCAAGAGCAAUUGGCUGAGGGAUGCAGGCUGUCCCAGGCCCUUGUCAGCAAGCUCAGCCCAGAAAUCCAUGAAGAGGAGGCUGAAGAACAACUGGGAUCACUGACCCCCAGGAAAUACCAUUUCCUAAUUCAUGAUCAUGCACGAAAGCUGACCCAGAUACGCCAGACGUCACGGGAAGGAAGAGAGGUCUCUGUCCUCCUCCAUCAGCACCUCAGGGACCUCCUCACCCACAGUGACAUUGGCAGAGACUGGGGACAGGGCUUCCGAGAACAACUGGCUGAGGGAUGCAGGCUGGCAGAGCGCCUUGUCUGCAAGCUUAGCCCAGAAAGCCUGGAAGACGAUGAAGAUGAGGCAGAACAAGAAUCACUGACCCCCAGUCUGGAGAGGGAGCUGCAGGAGAAGGAGAUUGCGAAGGAAAUCCUUCAAGAUCCAUCAGGUGAACAGAAUUUGACUCCUUCCAGUCCUCGUGAUCUCUCUGCCUCCGGGGAGCCCCUCAGAAGCACUGCCUUUCCGUGUGAUGAGCCUCAAGUCAGCUUGACUCUGGAGGCAGCCACUCCUUCCUGGGAGGCUUGUCAGCAAGGGCCUUUGAGUGGAAACUUGAGUUUCCAAAGGUCAGAGAUGCAAACUUCACAAGCACAGCUGGAGCCAAGCAGCUGAGGGAGCAGUUAUCUGGGGCUGCAGCUGGACCAGUUCCAUUGCAGGGAUGGCAAAGCCAGGCUUGGUCUUUCCUCCACCAUCUGGAGCUUCGCAGCCAACAGUGUUUCUGGAAACCGAGGUUCACUCUUCCAAGAGCUGGGUUUGGACGCAUCCCUCAGGAUGAAGACCCCUCCCACGCUGAAGGGUGAUGCUCUUGAGUGUUCGGAUGCCAGCAAGCAGUGGUGUCAAGUCGUUGGCCACAUUGAUGCCUCAAUUGUCAUCCAACCGCGGAUUCUCAAAAGAAAACUGCGGCUCAGCAAGUGGAGAGUAGCAUGCAGAUUCCCUGGCCUUCAAGCUUAGGGUCCAGAGAUACCAAGUACUUCUGAAACCAAGAAAAGAAGAAACCCCAUUAUGAAAAGUCGCUUUCCCACUGGAUGAAACACAUCUAAAACAGCCAAUCCAGUUCCAGCCCAAACAGAACACCAGAGGGAUCCUUUGCUGAGAAUCCACAUCACAACCGCAAACCACUCUCCAGGAUGUUUACUCCAAAAGCCUGCUUCGAUGGGAGCAAUCCCAGCCCCUCAGCCUCCAGUUGUGGUACAUCGCGAAGGAGCCCAAUGCCUAGAUGCACACACGGUUCUGAGAGACCUUAACCCUCGCUCCUCUCAAUUCCCAUCCCCUACGUAACCAGAAUCAGGAGCAAGUGGGCAAAGACAACGUGUCGAACCGGACGUUCUUUGCCACCACCAGGGCUGUGCUAGGAGCAGACAGCAGUAACCGUGCAGUGUUCUUGUUGAGAAUGCGCAGGCUGAAUUUCAUCAUGAGGUCGUUAUCAGACAACUGCAGAAUGUAGACCAUUGAACAAGACGACUGGCCUUUCUUCCAACAGUCAGUGCCACCACAAAGACGACGACAAAGAGGAGAAGAGAUAUUUUCGGUUCCUAAGGACUGAAAGGAUUGUGUUAUUGUGUUUUUUUAGUCCUUUGGGACCAAAAAUAUCUCCUCACCUUUUUGUGGUUGUCUGUGGUGGUGGUGACGUGGCCUUGUUUGCAGGGGACAGGUCAGUCGUCUGGCUCAGUGGUCUACAUUCUGAAGUUGUCUGACCAUUUCCUCAUGAUUAAAUUCAGACUCACCCUUCUGCCAAGAACACUAUACAGUUAGUUUCUGCUGUGAGCGUCCUAGCACAGCCCCCUGGAGACCAAGGAUGUCCAGUUUAUCCACCACCGUUACUGUGUGACUAGCAUUGGUCACUUUGUUCUGGAGGGCCCACGAGAUCGGUUCAUUGUAAAGAGGCAUUUUUUUUUUUCUUUCUAUCGUUAGCAAUUUGGUGAGUGGUACUUUGAGAGUGUAUGAAUAUCCUCUUCUCUAAAGAUCUUUCUCUAAAAUUUUUUACCAUCGUUAAUGAGCCCUGCUGUGUGUCACUUAUCGUAUUCCUGUUUGUACAUGGAGAUUUCCUAAUUUCGUCAUUCCUCUAUACUUGUAGUUGCUGGCACAGUGCUGUGGAAAAGAACUUUCCCUCCCCCUUUCAUACCGUUAAAGUUUCUGUUGUGACUGUCACUGUGGACUCGUGAAUUUUUUACAUUCAUUAGCAUAAUCCAUUAUACUCAGGAUUGAUUUUGUUGGAUAUGGAUUUAAGUCAAUAGAAAUAUUCUUGUUCCUCCUGUUCAUACUUAUGUGCUAACGCUUCCCCCAUGAAUAAAAUUUCCUCAGUCAUCUCUUAUUGGGUAGAGUCGGUCCUUAAAAGACUUCCCAUGAUGGAAUCAGGACUCCCCGGGGGUUGCAUGUUUAACUCUCUUGUUCUGCUGCCUGAUGCACGGACAGCUUGGCGGAAUGUAAAGGACUUGCCCACAAUGACUCUUAUUCAGUUUUU
Messenger RNA from Equus caballus (horse), 4185 nucleotides. Its product is annotated as putative neuroblastoma breakpoint family member 5. Lineage: Eukaryota; Metazoa; Chordata; Mammalia; Perissodactyla; Equidae. The record is from RefSeq and is a predicted model, not a curated record.